Messenger RNA from Oncorhynchus gorbuscha (pink salmon), 3312 nucleotides. Its product is annotated as SH2 domain-containing adapter protein F-like. Bases 313 to 1362 code for a protein of 349 amino acids. The transcript is spliced from 7 exons. The record is from RefSeq and is a predicted model, not a curated record. Lineage: Eukaryota; Metazoa; Chordata; Actinopteri; Salmoniformes; Salmonidae. Gene Ontology annotation, molecular function: phosphotyrosine residue binding.
CCCCUUUAAUCGCGUGGUUUCUCUCGUAGGCUUUGCUCUCACUUGCACAUUUGCGAUCAGUCGUUUCUUUCUAUCGGAACUCUACUGUGCUUCUCCAAGCUCGCACCUGAGCUGACUGUAGUUGUUUUACUUUCUCUAUUUACAGUAACGGACAAAAGCUAUCAAAAUAGGAAGAUCUUCCACGUUUGCCUUUAUUACGAUCAAAAUGAAGAAACGUGGAAUAAAGCGCUCGAAUACUGAGUGGUAGAAGAAGCCAAGGACCGAAGCAACCUGUCUUUAAGCCCAUCAAGUGUCUGCGGGAGCAGAGGUCAAAUGGCAAAGUGGCUCAAAGACUAUCUGAGUUUUGGGAGCAGGAGGAUGCCUCCUCAACCACCCAAACCAGACUACACAGAGAGUGAGAUUCUGAAAGCCUAUCGGGCUCAGAAGAACCUAGACUUUGAGGACCCGUACGAGAACUCUGAGAACCGGGACAGAAACGACUCUGGGUCAUCAGACACUUCCCUUGCUGCCUUUGGUUCUCCUCUGAAGUCCGCCAGCCUGGAUAUGAAGGUUGUAUCUCCCAAACACCGCCUCAUCAAGGUGGACUCACAGGAGCUGGGGCGAACUAAGAUCUUACUGAGUGCUGUCUCCUUAGAGGAACAAGAGCCUGUAGUUCCAUCAGCCCCAGCAGUAGGGGACACAGAUUACUCUGAUCCGUUUGAUGCUCACCCAAACCCCUGGCCAGAGCCUGAUCUGGGACACGUUCCCUGUGAGAACAACGGCUACAUGGAGCCUUACGAGGCCCAACGUGUCAUCACAGAGUUGCAGCGUGGCCCUGGGGCAGCCCUUGCACGGGGCGAGGUGCAGCUCUACGACACCCCCUAUGAGGAUGAACGCGGGCGGCCGUUGGGGGUGGGGCUGGGGUACGGAGACCUCCUGGAGGAGGGCAGGGAGAGCCGGCUGCCGCAGGAUGACGAGCGGCCAGCAGAUGAAUACGAUCAGCCCUGGGAGUGGAAGAAAGACAACAUCUCUAAAGCCUUCGCAGUACAGUUUGAUGGUGCCGAGUGGGACCGGUCCUCGUCCCCCACGGAGCGCCUGCGUCCUCCCAGGUCCAGUCCCCUGGCAGGAGGGGGUAUGAAGUUCCGGAUGCCCUGCUCUGACCCCCACAACAUGAUGGGGGAGAGAGUAGACCCCACCCUGCCCCUGGAGAAACAAGUGUGGUACCACGGGGCCCUAUCACGUUCAGAGGCGGAGUCUCUUCUGACCCUGUGUAAGGAGUGUAGCUACCUGGUGAGGAACAGCCAGACCAGCCGCAACGACUACUCCCUCUCACUACGGAUACUUGCUGCCAUCUCCACUGAUCUUUUAUCUCACUAUAUGUAGGCCUCAAUCUGUCUCUCUUCCUCUCCUCCUUCCCCUACUCCUCUCUCUUCUUCUCCCUCACAUCCACCGAAGAUCAUUGACACACUGAUUUUCCUUUCAAUACUUUUUCAAGCUGCAUACUGCAUAUCUGGACAAAUCUCUUCUCUCUAAUUACUAGCUUGAUCUAUAACCUUUUUUCUAUCGCUGUCCCCCUGUCCUCCCUCCCUUCCUCUGUCCCUCCCCACGGUCCUUCUCUCUCUCUCUCUCUCUCUCUCUCUCUCUCUCUCUCUCUCUCUCUCUCUCUCUCUCUGAGAGGUAAUCAGGCAGGGAGAGCACACUCCAGCUCUCACAUCAGCCACUCUCACAUCAGCCACUCUCACAUCAGCCGUUCUCACUUCAGUAAUGAAUAUGAAUCACCUUCGGUGGGCCACACACAGGUGCACGUGAGUGAGUGGACACGUACACUCACACUCUCUCACACACAGAUGUUAACAGUGGAAACGCACAGGAUGGCAUUGUGUGAAGAGACAAAGCGACAGUAUGUGGUCUCACAAUAGGAGGUACCAGGGGUCUAUGAGAAGAAGCGGUUUGAUCUUUUCUCUGAAUCGUUGUGAGGGAGACAGAGGUAGUAAAAGGGAGAUAACCAGUAGAGCAGGGUUCCUCAACUGGUGCCCCCACUCCCGCAAUUUUUGGAAUCUGUUCCCUAGUAUUUGCACACGUAAUAGAGAGACACGUGAUUGUAUACAAACCUAAGCAAAGUUUGAAAUUGUGUUUUAGUCAAAUAAAUAUGUUUGUGCAAAUUGACCACAAGAAACAGUCUACAAAUGAUUUGUAAUUAUGUUCCAGCCACCCGACCAUUCGCUCCAAGAAUUGGCCCACUGUUGAAUCUAGUUGAUGAUACCUGGUGCAGAGAGUAAUUCGGCUUGGAAACAGACUGACAGACAGCCCAGCGUCACACCAAUAUGAAUGUAGAUCAGACAAACAAUGUCUCUUCGAGAGAUUUUACUCAGUGACCUGUGGCUAUUUAAUAAAAAAACAUACCUUUCAUUCCUUGAUGUGCACUAAAGUACAUUAAGGUUGAACCAAAAGAUUGAAAUGAAUUAUGAAAUGAAAAAAGAAAUCAUUAUGUGAAAUUGAAUGAAACAAUGUUUGCUGAUGCUAAUAUGAUGUACAAUAUUCCAUUAUGUUUCUAUAUGAUAACAAUAGCGUAAUAUAUUUAAUAUGCCAUAUACUAUUUUUUAAGUUUCACUAAUUAAUUCAAAUGAACUGAAUCAUUGACACACCCCUCACUAUUGUCAUUGGUUGCACUAAUUGCACUAUUUGUCUACAUAACCUGGUUCAAUUAUUCAUGACAUUACCCUGAGGGCGGCACAUUGAUGCCGAAACGUUGGUAAAUACCCAUUAAAUUGCUGGAGUGUGCAAUUUUCUUUAUUUUGAUAGUUACACUAAAGUACACACACAAAAUAGUGCUAGCAGUUUAGCGAUGCUGGUUCUGUUUGUUUGUUGUUGUUGUUGUGAAGAACAACAGACUUCCCUGGUCUUUAAUGUUGAUUUUGCUAACUGUAAUAAUGACUAAAUGUAGCUCCCCAAUUAGAGCCCUUGUCUUUCCCUCUGCUUCUGUAAUUAGACAUCCAUCACGAUGGGCUGGUUGCUCUUAAAGGGGAGGUGCAGCUCUGCUCUACCGCUAGUACUGUAUCGCCCCCCACCCCCUCCCUCAUCCCUUCAUUUCUUUGUCUUUCUUUUUUGUCUUUUCUCUCACAUGCCAUUAGAUCACUCAUUUAUACUGUAUCACUCCCCCAGUCCCUCUCUGCUUUCUAGUCAUACAUUAUGAUAUGGUGUUAAAUCUUGGUGAGAAAUACCUCGUAAAAUGCCAGAAAUAUGUAGGCUGUAUUUCAGCCCUGUCCCUUCCACUGUGUCAUUAUGUGAUGUGAUGUGGUCCAUGACUCUUCCGUGCUCUGCCUACGCUGUCUU